Cyprinodon tularosa is the source of this 1393-nucleotide messenger RNA. Its product is annotated as peptidase inhibitor 16. The coding region runs from base 16 to 1197 and encodes 393 amino acids. The record is from RefSeq and is a predicted model, not a curated record. Gene Ontology annotation, cellular component: extracellular region. The transcript has 6 exons. Lineage: Eukaryota; Metazoa; Chordata; Actinopteri; Cyprinodontiformes; Cyprinodontidae.
CCCAGAAACAGAAAGAUGUUCAGACCUGAGAGGCACCGUGGAGGACGACACACUGCUGCUCUCACACUUCAGGAAGCAGCCCUCAGGAUUUGGUUCACCAUCAUGCACCUCUGGAGCCUCUCUGAACUGCAGGGGGCCUCGACCCCACAGACUGCUCAGGAUGGAGCUUCUUCUUGGAGCUCCAGGCUCAGGGGGGACUCCCCCCUCCCAAGCAGCCCACUGAGGGGAGCUUGUUUCUGGAUGUGUCUGCUGCUGGGGUCCCUGCUGGUCCCUGGAGCCCGGAGCCUUUCGAACACUGAGGAGGAGCUUCUGGUGGAGCUGCACAACCAUUACAGAGGACAGGUUUCUCCCAAAGCCUCAGCCAUGAUGCCCCUGAAAUGGGAUCAAAACCUGAAGGUGCUUGCAGAGGGCUACGCUGCUAAAUGCAUCUGGAAUCACAACCCAGAUCUGGAAGAUAUAGGAGAAAAUCUGUUUGCUGGCACCGGGCCUCUGGACCUCCCAUCAGCUCUGGAGAAAUGGUUCCUGGAACACCUGAAUUAUGACUACCAGAACAACAGCUGCGAGGAAGACCAGAUGUGUGGACACUACACCCAGAUGGUUUGGGCUGACAGCCACACGGUCGGCUGCGGUUUCCACCUCUGCAAUACGAUGAGCGGACUGAACUGGGAGAACGUCUCCUUCCUCGUCUGCAACUACUUCCCAGCAGGGAACUAUGAAGACCAGCGGCCGUAUGUGGAAGGGGAUCCCUGCUCCAGUUGUCCACAUAACCUCCAGAAAUGUGAAAACAACCUCUGUGUUCCAGACAUGGUGGAUGAUGGGGAUAUAACUAGUAGUCCUUCCGAUCCUGCACCAGAGGGCACUCAUUCAUCUGCAGAUGUAGCCUUCUUUGAUACUUCAACCAAUUCUCCCACAGUUCCCAGUAUCUUGACCACUGAUGUGACAUGUUGCACCAAGAGUCCUCUUCCAGGAACUACUACUGAACAGGAAUACUUUUCUACUGAUGUUCACACAUUGUCCUCAUCUGGAAAACCUGGGGAGGAUGGGACCAAGGAGGAAGAGGAGGAGCAGAGAAGGAAGAGAAUCAUCUGGAACCAGGAAAUGUGGAGGAAGUCGGUGCCUAAGGGCAGAGUAUCUGUGGGUUCUGUGUCCAACCCAGCGGUCCUGUUGGCCUGCCUUACUGGCCGAUUUUUUCUGUAAGAGAACAAGACCAACGUUUACAGUUACUUCAGUAAAACUCAUCUGGUAAUAAUUCACACCCUUGCAGAAACCAAACUCCAUCUGUAGAAAGUCUGGACUGAACUCUGGGUCAAACAAAGUCACUAAAACCUGUUUGAUUGUUAAUGGGAUCCAUAACGUCUCCAGGAGUGGAGAAAAUCUCCCAGAGCCAAAGAAA